Messenger RNA from Cuculus canorus (common cuckoo), 5084 nucleotides. It is a transcript of the gene XYLT1, whose product is annotated as xylosyltransferase 1. Lineage: Eukaryota; Metazoa; Chordata; Aves; Cuculiformes; Cuculidae. Bases 53 to 2851 code for a protein of 932 amino acids. Gene Ontology annotation, biological process: heparan sulfate proteoglycan biosynthetic process; chondroitin sulfate proteoglycan biosynthetic process. The record is from RefSeq and is a predicted model, not a curated record. Gene Ontology annotation, molecular function: protein xylosyltransferase activity. Gene Ontology annotation, cellular component: membrane. The transcript has 12 exons.
ACUCGGCGCCGCGGCGGAUGCGGCGGCUGCGGGCAGCGCGGCGGCAGCGAAGAUGGUGGCGGCUCCGUGCGCCCGGCGGCUGGCGCGGCGUUCCCGCUCGGCGCUGGUGGCGGCGCUCACCGUGCUGCUGCUGCAGACCCUCCUCGUCUGGAAUUUCACCUCGCUGGACGCCGGCGAGGAGCAGCGCGGCGGCCGCGAGAAGCGGGACGGCGAGCAGCGGGCGCAGCGGCGCGGACGGGCGAUGGAUGGCUAUUUUUCCCACCGACCGAAAGAGAAAACGCGAACGGACAGCAAUAAUGAAAAUUCAGUCCCCAAGGACUUUGAAAAUAUUGAUAACAGUAACUUUGCUCCCAGGACUCAGAGGCAAAAACACCAGUCUGAGCUGGUGAAAAAACCCCUUAGCAAGCAAAAGGAGCACUUGCGAAAGAAACUGGAAGAGGAUAAGAUGAAGGAGAACUUACUGCUGGGGAAGAACUCCAAUGAGGUGGUGCAAUUCAGUGAUCACCCCAGAAAAAACAGCAGCAGCACCACCACCAACAAUGUGAAGGAGGUUCACUGGUCUCCCAGACAGCAUCAUUUAAAAAAAAGUGGAAACAGCUCCCCUGAACUGCGAUACGACCAACCGCCAAAGUGUGAAGUAACGGGCAAGGAGGCGAUCUCAGCCAUAUCCCGGGCUAAAUCGAAGCAGUGCCAGCAGGAGAUCGCAGAGGUGUACUGUCAGCACAAGCAUGGGAACCUGAUGCCGGAGAAGGUGACGCGUUUCUGUACACUGGAGGGAAAAGCCAACAACAAUGUACAGUGGGAUGAGGACUCCGUAGAAUACAUGCCAGCCAACCCAGUCAGGAUCGCAUUUGUCUUGGUUGUUCAUGGCAGAGCUUCUCGGCAGCUCCAACGCAUGUUUAAGGCUAUUUACCAUAAAGACCAUUUUUAUUACAUUCAUGUUGACAAGCGAUCCAAUUACUUGCACCGGCAAGUGCUCCAGUUUGCCAACCAGUACCCAAAUGUGAGAGUCACUUCUUGGAGAAUGGCAACUAUCUGGGGAGGAGCAAGUCUUCUGUCCACCUACCUGCAGACCAUGAGGGACUUAAUGGAGAUGAAUGACUGGCCGUGGGAUUUCUUCAUUAACCUCAGUGCUGCCGACUACCCCAUCAGGACCAAUGAUCAGCUAGUAGCAUUCCUGUCCAGAUAUCGUGAUAUGAACUUCUUGAAAUCACAUGGAAGGGACAACGCAAGAUUUAUCAGAAAACAAGGCCUGGAUCGGCUUUUCCUGGAAUGUGAUACCCACAUGUGGCGCCUCGGGGACCGGAGGAUCCCCGAAGGAAUCGCAGUUGAUGGAGGGUCGGACUGGUUUCUCCUGAACAGGAAGUUUGUGGAGUAUGUCACUUUUUCUAAUGAUGAUCUGGUGACAAAGAUGAAGAGGUUUUACUCUUACACGUUGCUUCCUGCUGAGUCCUUCUUUCACACUGUUUUGGAAAAUAGCCCGUACUGUGACUCCAUGGUGGACAACAACCUGCGCAUCACAAACUGGAACCGUAAACUGGGUUGCAAGUGUCAGUACAAGCACAUAGUUGACUGGUGUGGCUGUUCACCUAAUGACUUCAAACCAGCAGACUUCCACCGAUUCCAGCAGACUGCCAGGCCAACUUUCUUUGCCCGCAAAUUUGAAGCUGUAGUGAAUCAAGAGAUAAUUGGCCAGUUGGACUACUACUUGUAUGGCAACUACCCCUCUGGCACACCUGGCCUCCGGGCCUACUGGGAGAACGUGUACGAUGAGCCUGACGGCGUGCACACCCUCAGCGAUGUCGCCCUCACCAUGUACCACGCGUUCUCCCGCUUGGGCCUGCGGAGAGCUGAGACUUCGUUCCAUGCUGCUGGAGACAACAGCUGCCGAUACUACCCCAUGGGUCAUCCAAUUUCUGUCCACAUUUACUUCCUUGCUGACCGUUUCCAAGGCUUCCUGAUCAGACACCACGCAACCAACCUGGCUGUCAGUAAACUGGAAACUUUGGAGACAUGGGUGAUGCCAAAGAAAGUCUUUAAGAUUGCAAGUCCACCAAGUGAUUUUGGAAGGUUGCAGUUCUCAGAGAUUGGCACCGACUGGGACGCCAAGGAAAGGCUUUUCCGAAAUUUUGGAGGACUCCUCGGGCCAACAGAUGAGCCAAUUGGCAUGCAGAAAUGGGGGAAAGGCCCCAAUGUCACCGUUACUGUCAUUUGGGUGGAUCCUGUCAAUGUAAUUGCAGCAACAUAUGAUAUUCUUAUUGAAUCCAGUGCCGAAUUUACUCACUACAAACCACCGCUGAAUUUGCCCCUGCGACCUGGUGUCUGGACAAUAAAAAUUCUGCACCACUGGGUACAGGUAGCUGAAACCAAAUUCCUUGUUACUCCUCUCACCUUCUCUAAUCGUCAGCCUAUCAAACAAGAGGAAGCCUUGAAGUAUCACAGUGGGCCUCCAAAGAAUGCCUACAUGGAGCAGAGCUUCCAGGGCUUGAACCCCAUCCUGAAUAUCCCCAUCAGCGCCGCCCGUCUGGACCAGGCCAAGAGGAACGCGGGGCUCGUGGGCACACGACUGGAAGCCUGGGUGGACUCUCUGGUCAGCAGCGUCUGGUCAGCCGUGGACAUCUGCAGCACUGGCCCCACUGCCUGCCCCGUCAUGCAGGGCUGCGCUCAGACGGCGUGGAGCACCCUGAGCCCGGACCCCAAAUCUGAGCUGGGCCCCGUCAAACCCGACGGUCGCUUAAGGCUCCACUCGGAGCACGGACUUCUUAGAGCUGCUUCCAUGGAUACGAAGCAGAAAAACAGUUACUUUGUCCUACAAGUGAGGCGGUUGGUAUCUUUUGCACCAUCUUCAUGAUGUAUUGCAGGUUUGUCUCCUCGUGCUGCUUUUGAUGUGGGAUGCUAGAAAAAAAUCCUUGAUGACCUUCCAAAAAGUGUUUGACACCACCAGGAGUCUGCGUGACCUUUUCAUGCCCCCCAAGCAGUGCUGCAGGUUCUCUCGGCAGCCAGAACGGCUUUUGAUCUUGUGUUUUCUUUUCACCUGCUGUUCAGGAAUUCCACUUUUUUUUGGCACUUAGAUGCAAUGAGGUCUUUUUAAACAGAGGAGGGAACACAGUGCUAAUAUCUUAGUCCUGGCACGAAGAAAAUAUUUUCUGAGGAGGUGAAAAAGGGGGAGGAAAAAAAAGACUGCUCUCAGUUUUGAAGCCUCGCGUUAUUUAUAGCCAGUAGAGGUAGUAUGCUGCUUUUUUUUUUUUUUUUGCUGGCUUGUUCCUCAUCCAGCUGCUAAUACUUAUGGCAUAUGAAAAAAAAAAAAUGCUCAACCUUUGUUUUAAUUAUCUCCAAAUGUGUCAUUGGCCAUUACUUUAAAGAAAAGAAGAAAGAAAAAGCAUCAAACUACCAGGUGCUCAAGUGCUUGGGGUUUUUUUUUUGUGAGCUGCAGUUAGAAUCUGCCCAUGCUUUGAGGCUACACACAGGAAUCCCGACGCACCGAGGAGCGGCCUGAGCCAUCGACAGCAUCCCGCUGGCUUGAAAGCCUCUGCACCUCUGUCUGCUUGAGAUAGCGUCGUCAUAUUUUUUACAUCUGCCAUGCCUAAUCUGUCUCAAUCUUAAUUAAUUAUUUAUAGAGUGUAGAACGUGGUUAAUUCACAAUAACAACACAGAACUUACUGCAGAGCUGUUUACCACUAGGAGGGCGCAGUAAAACAAGUGUAACAGGAGUGAGGUAUUUAAUUGCUUUGACAACAGGAAUUUCAUUUCAGUACCCGGAUAUUUGACAUUUCUUCAUUACUAAAGAAUCUGUAGCCUAUUUUCUAAAUUCAGAAAAAUGUUAGUAAUCUGAGGCUUCACAAAUGCAAACAGCUGUAAAGCUUUGCUGUCCAUUAAUGCCUAAAAAGCAGAAGAUUCAUAAGCUUCUACCGUAGUUAAAAACCAGACACAGAUGGCAAUUUUUCAUGCUUCUCUUAAAAAUGCUCUUGGCUAUUCUGGUGCCAAAUCAGCAUUUCAGCGUGGUUCCUUCCCUCACCUGGCUGCCCUCGGCUGGAAGCCCUGGUUUGCUGUGAAACAGCGCACAGCUGAGACACCAAGUGCUGAUCCCACCCCGGUGAGGACGGUUGGAGCCUGGAGUCGGGGGGUGCUGGGGGGCACCGGCUUCAGACGCCGAGUUGCCUGGCAUCAAUUGCCAAACACUGGUUUGUUCUGGGCAGCUCUCCAUCAAAUGGGUAUCACGCUAGGAUCUUAAUAUUAUGGGCAAAGGAGUUUCAGGUUAAUUUAUUAAUAGUAUUAACAUGACCCAAAAGUAUCCUGCAUUUUGCAGAUUUAAACCUGAUACAGCCUCUAUCUGUGACCCUCUUCUGGAAAAGGCCAGACUGGACUUUUCAGCUUCAGGCGAAGCAUAAUGUAAAUGUACACAUUUGCUGUGCACCAGUAACUACCCUGUCCUGGGAAAGUUUUUGAAUCCACAGAGCCUAUGAGUUUAGAAUCGAAGCUGUCUGCUGCAGCAGCAUGAAAGAGCUGAUGCCGUGGCCCCUGCUGGGGCUUCUGACAGUCUGCUCAGAUGGAACUGAAAAGACGUUUGCAAUGAGGAGGAACAUGACAUGGGUUUCGAUGCCCAGACGCUUAAGGUGUAAAACAGACAUUUGUGCCUUAUCUGCCAAUGUAAGUUUUAAGAUGUAAAACACUUUUUCCUUCUCACCAUGAACCAUCCAUCAUGUUCUUCCGUGCUGGUUUCAGGCUGCCAGUGAUCGCUUCACCUCUGAAUUAAUACCUUCACCAAAACACUUUGCACAGCUCUCCAAAGCCCCCAGCUGCUCGGUGAGCUGCGUUGCUGCACCUGCAGCCCAGCGCAGUCCCUGCACAGGUCAUCUCGGACGCGGCAGCCACUGGCAGCCCCCAGGGCAGCAGCGGGGAGCGGCACCUCCCAGCCUCACUGGCCAAAUGGAAAUGUCCUGGAAUACUUGCCCACCAGCAGCACAGCGUUCCGGUAGUGGCAGCUCACAUGAACAGACCAUUUAUAAAAUAAACAUUUGGCUUCGGGGAGACACAGGACAAAUAUAAUGUGUGUAUAUGAAUAUACCGGUAAAUACAAAAAUAUG